AUGGUGCAGCUGCUGCUGUUACUCUUUGGUCUCCGGUUUUGGCCAUGGAUUGGGAGUUGUGCUCAGGAGCUGGACCCUAGUGGGAGGAACGUGUGCAAGGCUACCAGCCUCUCUGCAGACCUGGCAUGCUGCCCUGGCUGGAAACAGGAAGGCAGGGAGUGCACAGCUGCGCUGUGUGAAGGGGAGGAUGCUUGCAAGGUGGACGAGGUGUGUGUGAGACCUGGGAUCUGCCGCUGCAAACCUGGAUUCUUUGGAGCCCAUUGCAGCUCCCGCUGCCCCGACCAGUACUGGGGCUCGGAUUGCAGGGAGAGCUGUGCCUGCCAUCCCCAUGGGAAGUGUGACCCUGUAAGCGGCCAGUGCAGCUGCAAUCCCAGCCGCUGGGGAGAACUGUGCCAAUUCCCAUGCCAGUGUGGACCUCACGGCCUCUGCAACACGCUCACAGGAGCCUGCCACUGUGAGCCAGGCUGGUGGGCACCGAACUGCAAGAAGCAGUGUCAGUGCAACCUGGCCGGCUCCCUCUGUGACCCUGUCUCGGGGCAGUGUGUCUGCGCCCAGGGCUGGUGGGGCAGGAGAUGCCGCUUCAGAUGCGACUGCCACCACUCCCCCUGUGCCCAGGACUCAGGCAGGUGUGAGUGCAGGGCUGGGUUUUGGGGCCCCUUGUGCCAGCGUCAUUGUGACUGCCUGCAUGGGAACUGCAACCCGCAUGAUGGGCGAUGCAGCUGCAGCCCUGGCUAUCAGGGCAGGAGCUGUGGGGAUCCCUGUCCCGCUGGCUAUUACGGCUCUCAGUGCAGCUACAGCUGUGGGCACUGCAAGCGGAGCCAGCCCUGCUCUCCCAUGGAUGGGUUCUGCCUGGCGUGUGAGGCUGGCUGGAACGGCACCCGCUGUGAUCAGCAGUGCCCCCCUGGAUCCCAUGGGGAGAAUUGUGCACAGGUGUGUCCCAGCUGUCGGAAAGGGGAGGCCUGUAAUCCAGAGACGGGGGCUUGCUUGAGCUGUGACCCUGGCAAGACAGGAUCCAGCUGUGAAGCCCCCUGCCCUGCUGGCACAUUUGGAGAUGGCUGUCGGUUCCCCUGCCCAGACUGUGUGAACGGGAGCUGUGAUCCAGUGUCUGGGGAGUGUGUCUGCCAGGCUGGCUAUUGGGGCACCAGCUGCAAUGAGACCUGCCCAGAGGGGUUUUUUGGAGCGAACUGUUCUUCUACCUGCCGCUGUGCAGGGGGUCUCUGCCACCCGCACUCUGGGGACUGUGUGCUCAGGUCAAGGCAACAGGGAGCCCUGAUAGCCGGCACUCUCAUCCCAUUGCUCCUCCUGUUACUCUGCAUCACCUGCUGCUGCUGCUGCGGAACCAGCCAGCUGGAUGCCCGAGACAGGGCGGCUGCUGCUGAUGGGGAUGCAGUCUCCAGAAUGAAACAUCAUGUGCAGGGGGUGCUGGCCAAUCUGAGUUCCCUGUUACCUUGCCUCUCACUGAGGGGCUACAAGCUUCCCCGAGUCACAGUAUCCCACCAUGACACAGAGAUUCCCUUCAAUCCCAGCUUCAUUGAACCGCCUUCUGCUGCCUGGGCCUCAGACAGCUCCUUCUCCUCCUCCUUCGACACCGAUGAUGAGGGCCCAGCCUAUUGCGUCCCCACCAGAGAAGAUGCUCCUGCAGCAGCCGGCUUUGAGCUUCAGGAAGGCAACUCCAAGUGCCCCGAAUUUCCUGACGCAUCAGCAUUUAACUCGGAGGAUGUCUCCCAGCCUUUCACCAUCCCCCGCACCUCCAGCAUUGCCAGAGCCAAGAGACCCUCUGUGUCCUUUGCAGAAGGAACUAAGUUUGGCCCUCAGUGUCGCAGCGACUCGGUGGAGACACCAACGACCACUCGGAAACCCAAAGCCCCCUGGGGUGUCACCAAACUUCCCUCUCACCAGCCUCAGGCUGACCCCGAGGAGGGGCCCAAGCAGGGUGGGUCUCCGGGUGACAUUUAUGAAAAUCCAGAGCGCACCUCUGAGGCUGAGGAGAGCCACCGGCCCUCCCCCGGAGGUGCCCCAGGAGGCCGCAGGAAGGCAGCGUCCAGUGGCAGACAUGUGGCCCAGAGAGUUGAGGCCCUGGAGGCAGCUUUGAAUCCAAACGCUUUGGAAGUUAAGCAGAAUGUCACAACCAUUUAUGUGACUGUGGGGACAGCGGGGAGAGCCUCCAAGCCCAGCGAGAGUGCUGAUGGGAGCAGGGAGGGGCCCGUGCAGGCUGUACUCAAGCGUUUGGGUAGCUUCCAGAGAGCAAAAAGGGCUUUCAGGGAGGACCCCCCCGUGAGGAAAAGCACUGAGAGCAUCCAGAAACCUCCCCGCAGGGCCCUGGGCCUGGGGAGGGACUCCAGAGACGUGCUCCCCCAGCCAGCCUCUCCACACAAGGAGAGCUGCAAGACAACAGAUCCGGAGCCCUCGGAGGCACCUGAGCUCCGCACUGGUCGACACCAGAUCGAGGCCCCUGAGAAGAGGCAGUCUCUCACCCCCACAUCACCUCUGUGCAAAAGACUAGCGCCCCCGGGGGAAGGGCUCACAGGGGACCCCAAGGAAAGUGACAGCCCUGAAGAGGCCAGAAGCCAGGAAACAAAUGAACAGGCUGCUGUUGAGGAGGAACCGAAAUAUGAAAACGUGUCUCCAAAUCACGGGUCUCCUGUCACCUCCCCUGGCUGCGAGGCCAGCACCUGAACACCCACCAGGACCCAACUCCUGCCUCUUUCAGGACGGGGACAGUUUCACGAGGGAGCUGUGGCCAGAGGGAGCUGUGCCCCUUGCACCAGGCCACCGGCAAUCCAAGAGGGCUAGGUCUGCAACGUGUCUGGUAUGAGAGGGAAGCCGGAAUGCCGCAUGCGCUGGGUGACUGUCUACAUUGCCAUUAAAUUGGUGUGUCUUCUGCA
Molecule: messenger RNA, 2885 nt
Organism: Pelodiscus sinensis (Chinese soft-shelled turtle)
Lineage: Eukaryota; Metazoa; Chordata; Testudines; Trionychidae
Gene: SCARF1
Product: scavenger receptor class F member 1
Biological process (GO): heterophilic cell-cell adhesion; positive regulation of neuron projection development; dendrite development
Cellular component (GO): membrane
Molecular function (GO): low-density lipoprotein particle binding; scavenger receptor activity
Source: RefSeq, a predicted model, not a curated record